This is a messenger RNA of Alexandromys fortis (reed vole), 2582 nucleotides long. It is a transcript of the gene Aif1l, whose product is annotated as allograft inflammatory factor 1 like. The coding region runs from base 131 to 583 and encodes 150 amino acids. NCBI's taxonomy places the organism in Eukaryota, Metazoa, Chordata, Mammalia, Rodentia, Cricetidae. Gene Ontology annotation, biological process: ruffle assembly; actin filament bundle assembly. Gene Ontology annotation, cellular component: ruffle membrane; actin filament. Gene Ontology annotation, molecular function: calcium ion binding; actin filament binding. The transcript is spliced from 6 exons. The record is from RefSeq and is a predicted model, not a curated record.
CGGGGCGGGGUGUGUCCGGCCUCGCGGUCCCUCCGCCCCUGGGUCCCGCCGCCACACGCCGCUGAAACUCUGGACCAGGCGCGCUUUCCUCCCCGUCGUCCCUCGCCGUGACCAGAGUCGGGCACACACCAUGUCGGUCGCGGUCAGCAACAGGUUCCAAGGAGGGAAGGCGUUCGGCUUGCUCAAAGCCCGGCAGGAGAGGAGGCUGGCGGAGAUCAACCGGGAGUUCCUCUGUGACCAGAAGUACAGCGAUGAAGAAAACCUGCCGGAAAAGCUCGCGGCCUUCAAAGAGAAAUAUAUGGAGUUUGACCUGAACAAUGAAGGCGAGAUUGAUCUAAUGUCUUUAAAGAGGAUGAUGGAGAAGCUGGGGGUCCCCAAGACCCAUCUGGAGAUGAAGAAGAUGAUCUCGGAGGUGACAGGCGGUGUCAGUGACACCAUCUCCUACCGCGACUUCGUGAACAUGAUGCUGGGCAAGCGGUCGGCUGUCCUCAAACUGGUCAUGAUGUUUGAAGGAAAAGCCAAUGAGAGCAGCCCCAAGCCAGCUGGCCCCCCUCCCGAGAGAGACAUCGCCAGCCUGCCCUGAGGACCGGCCUGGACCCUCCAGGCUGCCGUCCGCCCUUGGCUCUCUGCUUUCUCCACUCCUUGUCAUCUGCCUUCUAUGUUUUGUCCUAAUGGACUCAUUUCUUCUUCAUUUCUGAUUCUUUAUGGAUGCACAUGUUACCUGCCUUAACGAGACUGGGGAACCCUAAGCCUCAGGACCCCUGCUCUCUGCUUCCUGCUGCCCUGCCCUCCCUACACAGAAGGACUGACAUCAAAACUGGAGAGGGCAUGGAGGCCGCACACCUGAGUUCCUAUGUUUGAAGAGGGUCUUGCCCAUCAAUUCAUCUUUCUAGGUUUCUCGAGACAGUGUUUGUGUGACAGUCCUGGAACUUACUCUGCAGACCAGGCUGACCUUAAACACACAGAGAUUCACCUGUCUCUGCCUCCCAAUUGCUGGGAUUAAAGGCAUGCACCACCACCGCCCAGCCUCUUUCUAGGUUUCUAAGCUAAAUUCAGGCCGCAGGUUUGACCCUGUUGCCCAUCCUCUCUCCCCACUCUCAAACAAUCCUGAGCAGGCACAAAGCUCCAGGGUGUUCCUGGGUGCCUCACAGACGCAGCUGAUUCCCCUUGGUUCUUGCCACUCUCGGUCCACAGUGACGUGACACAAGGUGGGGAAUGGAAGAAUUGGAGUCCUUCAAAGGAACCAGAAGGAACUUCCGGCUUUACUUCUUGUGACCAUACCUUUACAGACAGCUCAGAGGGAUAGUGCAGUCUGCUGUCCCUUGUUGGGCAGGAAAGGGUCUCAGAGGCAGAGGUGAAGAUAGUGGCUCUGGGGAGCCCCACUUCUAGGGAGGAUGCUGAGGGUGCCAGGGCAGAAGAGGAGUCAGGUGAUCAUGAUGGACCUAAAACAGAGAAACAAGCUGACUGUAAGAUGCCCUGAAUCCGGCUAUUUCCGCUCCUUCCUCCACUCACCGAGUCCUCCCUCCACUCACCCAGUUCUCCCUUCACUCACCCAGUCCUCAGCAGUUCUUUGCUGAGUGCCUAUUCCAAGCUUUAAGUCCUGCUCUGUCUUGAUGUGUGCUAUGUCCACCUCCUAGCUCCCUUCUCCAGUCACUCAAGACCUGGGUGGAGCCUGGGGAUGAGACCCAGGUCACCUGCAGAUUUUAACCAGGUCAUACCUCUCAUUUCACUAUGUGCCCUACAGGGGUUAAGGACCUUGCUGGAAGGUCAGGGAGUUAAUCUAGAGAGAGCAUGAACUGGCACCCAGGUGGUCAGGUGCAUUGGUCAAAGAGAAGGGUGACUUAUCUCCCAGCCUGAUACUUGAGGAAGGUGUCACCCUCCAGACUGGCUGUGGGUUCAGGUAAAGGCCAAGCCUGCCUUGGCAGUCUGUCUUCCCUUCACCUUCUUGACUGAUCCUCAGAGACCAUUUCCAAGAAUUACUGCAGUGAGUAUCAAACUUGACCUAUCUUACCUGAGUGGGGACUUCAGCCUGACCCUGCCCGUGUUCUGGAACCUGUUGCCCUGGCCACUCAGGACAAGACACAGUCAUUCAGCAAACAAAUUUAUCAAGCAUUCACUAUAUGCACUGAGUCCAGAACCCAACAGUGAAAUGGGCUGAAACAUGAAACGUGGGUCUCCUGGGGAAUCACACCCAGCCAAGGACAGUGUGAUGUUAGGAAAUGGGGAGGGGCAGCAGCGGCAAGAGGUCAGUAACCUGUAGUCCCAGGAAUUCCAGCUGACUCGUGACUUGGUAAGACUGUUAGAAGAGCCUAACCCCUAAGUGGGAAAAGACUGGAAACCAUUGAGCUAGUGUGGUUUCCUGGGGCUCCUUAGUGUCCCACAGCAGCUGGAGACCGAAGCAAAUGGCACAGAAUGAUUGGCCCCUCCUGGCCCCGUUAUCCUCUGGUCUCAACCAGUCCAGCUCAGCAUACACCGUUUAGCUACGCAUCAAAUGCAGUCUAGUUGAUGUUUAAACCCCAGCGUUCCUCCCUGUAACAGAAAAUCCUGUCUACCCUCACCCCAUCUGUUGACUUUUUUUUUUU